CGACAACGAGCCAACCUGCUGCAGCUGACCGAGGAUCAGCCGCCAAGAAGCGCAAACCUGCACCUGAGAUGACGAGAGGAUAUGCGAGAGUGUCAGGAUCAGUGGCCAAGAAGCAAACACCUGCAGCUGAUAAACAGAAGAGCAGCCACCGUGAUGAGAUGGAUCCUGUUGGACAUGUGAAGCUCGAACCAAAGACAGAGGAGCGAGAUUGGUCCCUGGAACAAGUCAAACGUUUAGAAACCUUAAUAAAGAAGAUGUCAUCAAAGCUUUUAGAAAAAAAGUGGGAUAGAGCCCUGAGCUCCAUCCUGGAGCAGCUGACCGAGCAACAAUUUGCUGAGAUGCUGCUCAAUCUGGACAAAAUCCCUCUAAAAGUAAAAACUGACAAGUCCAGAAGAUCUAUCUCUGUUUUAAUUGUCCAAAACUAUGGGAUAGAGUCCAUCGCUGAAAUAGAUAGAAUAAUGAAGAAGAUACCAAUAAAUGACGCCGCAGUCCAGAAAUUGCUGCGCCUUUGUGGAGGAACUGAAUAAACAGCGCCAGGGAAAAAAAGGGCCUUCUGGAAAGUUGAUGCUUGAACCUUUUGUCAGUGCUGAGGACUGCAUUGAGUGGACUGAACUUAAACCUGUAGUCAACAAAGUGGAUGAGGUUCAAACAUAUAGCUUCCAGUGUGACGCAGGUCGCUUUGAAUGCAGCGUGUCUGCCCUGCGCUGGGUUUGUGAAGAAAAGCUCAGCUUCAGAUACCAGUUCUGCUCAUGGGAGGAACACAGGGUGAGGCUUUCAGCCACAACAUACAUGCCAGCAGGACCCCUACUGAACAUCACAGUCACAGCUGGCAAGAUGGAGGAGGUGCAUCUGCCACACUGGAUCUGUGUAGAUCACAACUCCAAAAUGUCAGACAAUUUUGCAGUUCUCCAUUUUGAUACCUGUGGAGAUGUGUGGAGGAAAGUGUCUGAAGUGACACGGUGCCACGUCAAGUUACUCCAGCCAACGUUCUCACUAAUAAGUGUUGCGUUCUGGAGGAGAAUUGGCUUCCCAGUGAAAGUGUUCUAUGACGUGUUGAUAUACAUGAAGAAACACCAAGCUGCCCUUACACUGCAUGUUUACCUGGUGCCACCUGAUGAAUCCCGGAAACAGAACCUGGAAAAAACAGAAAACUCUUGUGGAUCAGUGAGAAUCAUAAAACCAGACCCAGACAGGUCCAUGCAACUGGGAGAUCAUUACUCGCUGACAACAGACAAGACGGAUGCAAUGAUUCAACCCAGCAGACGAGAGCUCAGAGAUGAUAGUAAUAAUUCAUUUGAAGUGUUCAUCAGAAAUGCAGACAGUGACUUCCUCCUCAGGCUUGAAAGUGGGAAAACCACCAUCUGGACCUGUACCAUUUAUAAAGAAAACUACCUGAGCACUGAUCCUACACCAGGUCCAAGUGGGGCAAAUCAACAGAAGAAUGUCCCAACAGAGGAAAGCUACCCAACACAGGAAAGUGUCCCAACAGAGGACAGCGUCCUAGCAGAGGAAAGCUACCCAACACAGGAAAGUGUCCCAACAGAGGAAAGCUACCCAACAGAGGAAAGCGUCCCAGCAGAGAAAAAGCUGUUCCUGGUUCGGACAGAGUUUAUAGGAAGAGUGUCUGAUGAUGUUCUGAACCAACUUCUGGAUAAACUUCUUGAGCAUCGUAUUAUAAAUGAUGGUGAGAUGCAGUCCAUCAGAACAAAGGCCAAAGCAGACAAAGCACGAGAAGUGAUCGACACGGUGCGAAGAAAGGGAACUAAACCCAGCUCGCUUCUGAUCGCUGUUCUCCGUGAGUUGGAUCUGUGCCUUUCGAAAGUGCUGAAAUUAAGCUGAAGGUUCAAAGUUAUUUAUUAGUCAUGUGCACAACAAUAACAAGAGUAGUCAUUGGCAAUGAAAAUCGUAGGCCUCGUUGGGACAAUUUACAGAUGGAGUACGUCUAGAGACCACCCUCAAUAAUUUACCCAACAAUUCUUCCAUGAGCAAAUGCAUUUGGUGUGACAGCGGCGAGGAAAGACUUCCUUUUAACAGGCAGAACCUCAGACAGAACCUGGCUCUUGGUGGGCGGGCAUCUGCUUCAUGUAGGUAAAGUAUCAGCAGUGCACUGACACACCAAGGAGAAAGGAGGUUGUUGGCCUUCAGUCCAAGGUAGGCCGACAGGGAGACGUCUGUUGCCCUAGUUUUUGCGGUGUGUCUCGCAACGUCUCUACACGUCUGCCUUUUUCAGCGUAGAAGCUGUCAGUCAGACAAAUCCAUCUGAUUUGUUGUUCAGCUUAAGCGAGUAAGUGCACAAGAACAGAAACGGUAGUGAGGAAGGCAAACAAACAACUGUGAGAGGGCACACAGAAGAAUCCUCUCAUUAUUCAUGAAAUGGUCAAGUAAUUUAAUCUAUUGUUUUUUUCGUUGUGGUCCGCACGUAAUGGGAAGCAUCUAUACGGAGCUUGGGUUUAGGAAAAAACGACCUGGUAACACGCGGGAGACGGCCGCCGUCUCUGGGGGACGCGGGACAACAACGGGACGGUUGUUUUUAGGAAAAAAACAAUGGGGAAAUGAAUCGUCACACGC
Perca fluviatilis (European perch) is the source of this 2568-nucleotide messenger RNA. Its product is annotated as NACHT, LRR and PYD domains-containing protein 1 homolog. Gene Ontology annotation, biological process: regulation of apoptotic process. The coding region runs from base 478 to 1839 and encodes 453 amino acids. The transcript is spliced from 13 exons. Lineage: Eukaryota; Metazoa; Chordata; Actinopteri; Perciformes; Percidae. The record is from RefSeq and is a predicted model, not a curated record.